Messenger RNA from Salvelinus fontinalis (brook trout), 3335 nucleotides. It is a transcript of the gene map3k22, whose product is annotated as mitogen-activated protein kinase kinase kinase 22. NCBI's taxonomy places the organism in Eukaryota, Metazoa, Chordata, Actinopteri, Salmoniformes, Salmonidae. The record is from RefSeq and is a predicted model, not a curated record. The coding region runs from base 615 to 2426 and encodes 603 amino acids. Gene Ontology annotation, molecular function: protein binding; protein kinase activity; ATP binding. The transcript has 18 exons. Gene Ontology annotation, biological process: protein phosphorylation.
GCAGACAAGCGGGGAGCGACAGAAACUUUCUUCUCAAAGAAAGCUGAUCUUUUAAAGCUUUCGAGGGACGUCCAGAGGACACCAGUGGAUUAUUUAUUUACCUGGGAGAGAGCACAUUAUAUUUCUAGGUUUUACCAGGGUUUUCGCCAUUCUUCCUGUCUGCCCAUGGUGCUUUCUAACAGCAAUGGUGUAUUCGAUACCGUCGAUAAUCCUCAUGAAGUGUUUUCAGAAGAAUGAAGAUACCCGGGUAACAAGGGUGAAGACUUUACCAGACCGGAGGAGUUGAGCUCGGAGCCGACCGGACCGGAGGAGUUGAGCUCGGAGCCGACCAGACCGGAGGAGUUGAGCUCGGAGCCGACCAGACCGGAGGAGUUGAGCUCGGAGCCGACCAGACCGGAGGAGUUGAGCUCGGAGCCGACCAGACCGGAGGAGUUGAGCUCGGAGCCGACCAGACCGGAGGAGUUGAGCUCGGAGCCGACCAGACCGGAGGAGUUGAGCUCGGAGCCGACCAGACCGGAGGAGUUGCGCUCGGAGCCGACCAGACCGGAGGAGUUGAGCUCGGAGCCGACCAGACCGGAGGAGUUGCGCUCGGAGUUCAACAAGAUCACUUCCUGAUGAUGACAGUAAACAUGGAUGACGAGGAGGCUCUGAACUCCAUCAUGAAGGACCUGGCAGCUCUGGGUCGCUGCUACACCCAGCAACACGACAGCAGCAGCCACAAACCUAAGCCCGGGACCUUGCUGUACAAACAGGAUUUAAGAGUCAAGCUGGAGCAUGAGAGAGAGAAACGCAUCAUCCCGUUCCAGCGACCUCUGAAGAUCAAGGAGCUGCUCCACAAGGUCACAGAGGCCUUUGGACAACACAUGGACCUCUUCUACACAGACAGAGAGCGGCUGGUUCCUCUAAAGAGCCAGGAGGAUCUCGACAGAGCGGUCCUCAACGUGGGCUCUAGCAGCCUGCUCAGACUCCUGCUGAAAACUCCCAAGAACAACCACUUCCUACAGGUGGGCAGCAGGGACAAACAGAGCGAGCUGAGGUCGUCCCGUUCUCUAGGGGAUCUGAAGGGCUGUAUACUCAAGAGCUCAGAGAGGGUCCGAAAACACUCCACAGGCUCUCUCCAUGCAGGUCGUAGGUCCCCCCCUCCAGGCUCGGUCCCCGAGGAGCAGCAGCAGAUUGGCAGGCAGGGCUCCUUCACCUCGAUUCACACAGAGGGACAGUUUAUACCUGAGGGCCUCGAUCAGAAGUUGCUGGAGCCCUUUGGCAGUGCAAACAACUCUCUGUCCAGCAGCUGCCACUCAAUAGACCAAGCAUUGGACAGCCCUCCUUUUUCCCAGAACAACCGAGACAACAACUAUCUGAGCCUCAGAGGGCGCCACAGUAAAGGAGGAACUUUCCCUCGUCAAUUCCACUUGUCCAAUGGCAGCAAAGACUACAGCGAUGGUCGGAGGACCUUCCCUCGGAGCUUCAUGCCUCAGGAGAACCUGUUUCAGCUGGUUCCAUCCAGUCAGUCCCGGAGUUACAACGGAGACAGCACUCUACAGUACAGCGACCUCAGAACACUGGGCCGAGUCACAGAGAAGAGCUGCCCCCGCAAGGAAGCACCCAAAUCUCCGCAGGCGCCGGUGAACUGGCGUCAGGGGAAGCUGCUGGGUCGUGGGGCGUUUGGGGAGGUAUACCUCUGUUACGACGCCGACACCGGACGGGAGCUGGCCGCCAAACAGGUGCCCUUUGACCCCGACUGUCAGGAAACCAGCAAGGAGGUGAAUGCUCUGGAGUGUGAGGUGCAGCUGUUGAAGAACCUGCAUCAUGAGCGGAUCGUUCAGUACUACGGGUCUUCCAGGGACCUGGAGAAGAGGAAACUCACCAUCUUUGUUGAGUUCAUGCCUGGGGGUUCCAUUAAGGACCAGUUGAAGGCAUAUGGUGCGCUGACAGAGAAGGUGACGCGGCGCUACACCAGACAGAUCCUCCAGGGAGUCUUCUACCUUCACAGCAACAUGAUCGUACACAGAGAUAUUAAAGGUGCCAACAUCCUGAGAGACUCCACUGGCAACAUAAAGCUGGGGGACUUUGGGGCCAGUAAACGCAUACAGACCAUCUGUAUGUCAGGAACUGGCAUCAAAUCGGUCACCGGUACACCUUACUGGAUGAGCCCAGAGGUCAUCAACGGAGAAGGAUACGGACGCAAAGCUGAUGUCUGGUCUGUGGCGUGCACAGUGGUGGAGAUGCUUACCCAGAAGCCUCCCUGGGCGGAAUACGAGGCCAUGGCAGCCAUCUUUAAGAUAGCCACACAGCCCACCAAGCCCAUCCUCCCUGAGGGCGUCUCCGAGGCCGCCCGGGACUUUGUGCGCCAGGUGUUCAUAGACGAGAAGUGGCGUCCCACGGCCGAGAACCUCCUCUCACACCCCUUCGUCCAAGGGGGGUUCUGACCCUAACCCCUGACCUCUGACCCCUCCAGGGCCACCCUGCCUUCAAGGCCUCUCCACAGCUCCAGUCCUCCUGGCUUCCAGGGCCCAGCACCAUAAUGCCAACUGACCCCAGACCUGAUCAUAACCUGAGCCCCAGUCUCUCUCCUUCACCAGCUAACUGACCCCAGACCUGAUCAUAACCUGAGCCCGAGUCUCUCUCCUUCGCCAGCUAACUGACCCCAGACCUGAUCAUAACCUGAGCCCUAAUCUCUCUUAUAUUCUGCUUGUAUUGUGAUCACUGAUCACCUUUUAUAUUCUGUUUGGUUAAGAGCAAAUUCUGAAAAUACAUUCUGCCUGCCAGGACUGUAAGUUAGUCAUCAAAUGUCCCUGUCGUCUUUGAGUGUGAACAAUUUGUGAACAAUUUUUGAAAUACAUCCUAGAUGAACACUUGCAGUUUACCUUAACAGUUGAUGACUAUAUUUUGACCAGAGAUGUGUACAUUGAGUUUUGUCUGAAUUGCCAAACGCCUUACAAUGUUACAUCUACAGAAUGACCCUGUUUCUACAACAUAGCACUGGCGUUGCACAUUUUAUACCACGUGUUCAGUAGGUGCCCCCUAACCCUAACCCUAACCCCAACCCCAACCCCAACCCCAACCCUAACCCAACCCCAACCCUAACCCCAACCCUAACCCUAACCCUAACCCCAACCCCAACCCUAACCCCAACCCUAACCCCAACCCUAACCCUAACCCUAACCCCAAUGCAGGAUAAUCAACAGGAUAAAAUAGAUGCUGUAAAUAUAUUUCACAUUUUUAUAAUUUCAUAAUGAGAGAAAUGUUUUUUUUAUUCCAAUGUUUGGAGAAAAAUACCAAACAUUUUAUAUUGUUGUGAUUGGUUACUCAUCGUGUAUAAACGAGCAAUUCUCCUA